GGCCGCUUAAUUUGCUAAAAAAGUCCACAACCUUCUCUUCUUCUUCUUCUUCUUCAUAUCCCUGCACCCGAUUCCACCGGCGCCGUCUAGUUUACUACCCUAUUUUGCCGCCGACUGCCGUACUAUCAGCUUUGUCUGUGCAGUCAAUUCAUUCGUUAGCCGCUGAUCGAUAGAGAUAUCGUCUUCAUCUGCGUUUUUGUGAGCAGAAUGGGGAAGCGAAAGAAAGGUUUCACAGAACCAAAAACACCGCCUAAAAAGGGAUGUAAAGUGUGUGAAGAAGCUGAAUCUAAGUACAAGUGCCCUGCCUGUCUCAUACCGUAUUGUUCGCUCGUCUGUUUUAAGAAACACAAAGAAAUAUCAUGUGUCAAACCAGUUCCUGCCCCUGAGAACGACACAACAAGCACAAUUCUUCCACCAGUUGAUGUUGAUAGAGCAUGUUAUGUUGAUGAUAUCAGUGAUGUGUUGCCACAUUCCCAACUUGAGUGCAUAGCUUUGUCGAACGAAAUCCGUGAUGCUAUGAAAGGCAAAGAGCUACAGGAACUCAUACGCAACAUAGAUUGUUCCGCUGACGCUGAAGCCGAACUUGAUAAAGCAAUGAAACAGGAAGAGUUUCGCUUGUUCACUGAGAAGAUUUUGCGGAUGGUAAAUCAACCCGAAAAUCAGCGGAUAUAGGUAUAUGAAGCCAUGUUGGCCCUUGGGAAGCUAUGAAUUCUGUUAUUAGCAUUGAAAUUGUUAGUGGUUUGUGUAAGAUCUAUUUUGGAGUUGUAUAAUGGAAUGAUUUUCCUUAUGGUUUUUCUUCUUCAA
This is a messenger RNA of Cynara cardunculus var. scolymus (artichoke), 804 nucleotides long. RefSeq names its product zinc finger HIT domain-containing protein 3. Bases 208 to 672 code for a protein of 154 amino acids. Lineage: Eukaryota; Viridiplantae; Streptophyta; Magnoliopsida; Asterales; Asteraceae. Gene Ontology annotation, cellular component: nucleus; pre-snoRNP complex. The record is from RefSeq and is a predicted model, not a curated record. The transcript has 7 exons. Gene Ontology annotation, biological process: snoRNA localization; maturation of LSU-rRNA from tricistronic rRNA transcript (SSU-rRNA, 5.8S rRNA, LSU-rRNA); box C/D snoRNP assembly.